Messenger RNA from Verticillium dahliae VdLs.17, 1281 nucleotides. RefSeq lists its product as uncharacterized. Lineage: Eukaryota; Fungi; Ascomycota; Sordariomycetes; Glomerellales; Plectosphaerellaceae. The coding region runs from base 1 to 1281 and encodes 426 amino acids. Gene Ontology annotation, molecular function: protein binding. The transcript is spliced from 2 exons. The record is from RefSeq and is a predicted model, not a curated record.
AUGGCUGCAACAUACUCUUCCCGAGUGGGGACCUCCAUCCCCACUCAUGACAAGAAGUCCACACCGAAGGUGUCCGGGACUUUGGACGGCCUUGAAGGCCUUCCGGUGGAGAUUCUUUUCGACAUUUACCAUCAUCUCGAUGUCGAGAGCGUCUUCCUCUUGGCGCAGACCAACACAUUGUUCUACGGGCUUCUGCACCGCAACCAAGCCCAGGUCUUGCUGCCGAUCCUCCAACGGGACUUCAGCCCAUUUCAUGAGCUCCUGCAGGUCUACACAGCCUCUGAUGACGACUUCAAUGACCAUGGCGGGACAUUCCAGCCCCGCAGGAUCGUGUACAGACGAUACCCCGGCGACUCCGUUGGCCUCACUCUGUCGCGUGGUGGCAUGUCGAUGAAUGUCCAAGCUACGAAAGAACUCGUCAGUGUUCUUGGAGCCGACAGGCCCACCACCGCAGUCGUACUGCCCUCCCCUCGCACCGCCGUGCUCACGCAAAGGGACCUGCGACCUCUGCUCAAGUACUGCUCUGUCGUGCGUAAAUGGGAGGAAUUGUACCCUCGUUUGCACUGGCUUGCCGAACCGGAAAGCUGUCGAAUCCUGCGGGACCGGGAAAGAGAGAAGCUCCGCCGGGCACUCUACCGCUGGUGGCUGCAUGCGCGAUACUUCCACGGUGAUGGCCCACGGCCCCGAGGCGGCGAGCCGGAACCUUUUGUCCAUGACAUUCGGACCAGCCAAAUGCGAAUGUAUUCCACCAGUGAUCUUAUGGAGCUGAGGGCACUCUUUGUCUCGGUCAAGAAUAUGAUCCGCCACUACAUCUACCCCAACCUGGAGCAGAACAUGAUCGAGACCGAGGACUCUACGCCCCUGGAACAAAUGAUCGAGCGCAGCAUCUGCGAACGUAUCGUCGACACAUAUGCCAAGCUCGAUCCGGGGGAACUGAUGUUCUACUUCGACAACCUCUACAGUUACCCUCGCAAGAGACUCGUCAACGAUGUCAAUCUGCGCCAUCCGACCUUUGUCCACGACCAGGAGUCUCUGCAAGCUGCCAUUCGCUCUGCGGUUAAUGAACGGCGGUGGCUGGAUGGCAUUGAGCAGCUCGAGGACCUUGGGAGCAUCGUUGGGGACCCGCGACAAGUCAACACCAAGUACAGUGGCGAUGGCAGUGCCGAUGCCUCCAUUCCUGCGCCGGGUGUUAUGCGACGUUCCCGCAACGACUGGUCACCGCCUGGCGAUGAUGGUCGUGCUUUGACUGAGCGUGGUCAUCUGCCUGCUGUGCGCAUCUGA